This is a messenger RNA of Paramecium sonneborni, 699 nucleotides long. The record is from the annotation of a GenBank genome assembly. NCBI's taxonomy places the organism in Eukaryota, Ciliophora, Oligohymenophorea, Peniculida, Parameciidae.
UAUUAUGUCAACCAUUAAACCAUUUCAAAUUUUUGAUAUUUUAGAUUACAACAACAUAAAUUUAGAUAUUCUAACAGAGACAGUAAAUAUUAUAUCAAUUUUAGUUCAAUAUAGGCUUCUAUGGAAAGUAUAUUGCUAAAUGGCCAGAAUUUUGUAUUUCCAUUAAAAAUCAUUUCGGCAAUUUUUAAGGAUAUUGUAAAAACUUCUAUCUAAUUUUAAGUAUUGGGUAAAAUUGAAGGAGAAAAAAAUAAUAACAAUAAAUAAAAUUGGCAUGGUCAUAUAAGUGUAUUUAAAAUUAAUAAUAUUAAGGCAAUUACUGUAGCUCCUGAAUAUAGAAGACAAGGAGUAGCAAGAUUCUUAAUGAAUUACAUAGAAGAAGUAACAAAUAGUUAAAAUGGUUGGUAUGUCGAUUUGUUUGUUAGACCAUCAAAUAAAAUUGCUGUAUUAAUGUAUUAAAAUUUUGGAUAUGAAAUAUAUCAGACUGUAUUUCAAUAUUAUAGUAGUCAAAAUUCUAAAUAUGAAGAUGCAUAUGGUAUUAAUAAUUUAUAUUACAGAUAUGAGAAAAUCUAUGUUAAGAGAUAAAUAAAAACUUAAACAGAAACCAACAGGAAAAACCAUCAAGCCAGAAGACUUAGAAUUCAAUUGAAUUCUAGUAUCCUUAAUCAGAUAUGUUAAUAAAUAUAAAAAAUCGAAAUUUAU